AAUUAUUUUCAUUAAUAUCACAGUCCCCACCAUUCCCACUCGUUAACCCGUCCCACCACACCUAAUUGGAAUUGUUUUAAAUGAGAGAUAAGGACAAUCAGUAAUGGCCAUCUGCGCUCAGUGUUGCUUGCACACCUCUAUAAAGAUUGUGAACAUUAUUACAAACUUAUUUGCUGUUGGAAUGAUUGUUUACGCUCUCUGGCUUCAAAAGAAGUGGACUGAAGGCAUCGCUGAGCUUCCUUCUACUGCUUAUAUUCCCAGACCAUGGUUCAUAUACUCAUGUUUAGCUGUGGGAAUGGUUGUUUGCCUGAGCACUAUCUGUGGUUAUAUGGUUGCGACUUUUAUCAGCAGUUCAAUUCUUUACAAAUAUAUUGUUAUCAUCUUGUUCCUGGUUUUCAUCGAAGCAGUUGUGGUUAUUGCAAUAUUCUUCAGGAUAGACUGGGAAUCGCUAAUUGCCGAGUACACUUCUGACCACAAUAAGAGGUUCAAGAGUUUUGUGGUCUUCCAUCUGAAGAUGUGUCAACUAAUAAUAGGGAUGAUUUUGGUGUCACAGAUCAAUGUCAUUGCAUUGGGUAUGCUUCUUUGGGUUAUUGGUGCUGAGCCAAGGACUACUGGGAAUAAUCCAGAAAUGCGUGCAGUUAUGCAAUCCUUUUUGGUUGGACCUAGCUCAACUUCGCCUGCUGAAUCAAGACAAAUUUGUAGCAGUUGUGAGAAUUUUCUUGAAGAAUACACACACGAAAGCUUUUGGUCAUUUUUUAAGGCGGAGUUGAGAAUGCGUUUCCAGAGAACCAGUGUUAGUUAAAUUCUGAGAAUACUUAUAGACAUCUGAUUUUUUUCUCGGAUGGGGAGAUGACAUGUUUUUAGAGUAGAAAUUUGUAUUUAUGAUUGUAGGUGCUAAGCCAUAAGCCCCUACUUUUUUCCAACGCAAAUUUAGUGGGGAUAAAAGGCUCCUGCAUUACAAAUCACACAAAGGUUAUUAUCUUUACGCGAUACAAAAAAUGUAAAUCCUAAUGUAAGCAGCAAAAAAUAUGUUAAUUCUAUAAUCUAGAAAACCAGAUUACUGUUUUAUGCACCCAUUUUUGUUUGGCCAGAAAGCUGAAGAAACAAUGAAGAAUCAGGAUCA
Messenger RNA from Pistacia vera, 1123 nucleotides. RefSeq names its product tetraspanin-18-like. The record is from RefSeq and is a predicted model, not a curated record. Lineage: Eukaryota; Viridiplantae; Streptophyta; Magnoliopsida; Sapindales; Anacardiaceae. The coding region runs from base 104 to 802 and encodes 232 amino acids. The transcript is spliced from 6 exons.